AUGGCGGCGGGGGCGGCGGGGGCGGCGGGGGCCGCGCGGGGCCGGGCCCGGGGCCGCUGACAGCCGCCGCCGCGCCAUGUACGCCAAGGGCAAGGGCUCCGGCGUGCCCUCGGACGGCCAGGCCCGCGAGAAGCUGGCACUCUACGUCUACGAGUACCUGCUGCACGUGGGGGCCCAGAAAUCCGCCCAGACCUUCUUGUCGGAGAUCCGAUGGGAGAAGAACAUCACGCUGGGGGAGCCCCCCGGCUUCCUGCACUCCUGGUGGUGCGUUUUCUGGGAUCUGUACUGUGCCGCUCCGGACCGCCGCGAGACCUGCGAGCAUUCCAGCGAGGCCAAAGCCUUCCAUGACUACAGCGCGGCGGCAGCGCCCAGCCCGGUGAUGGGGACCCUGCCCCCCGGGGAUGCCAUGGCCGGGGGUCCCGUGCCCCCCGCCUUCUUCCAGGCUCCUGCGGGUGCCCCCCCUCCGCCCCCCACCCCCGGGGUGCCCCUGCUGGGCCCGCACGGCCAGCCCUUCAUGUCCCCCCGCUACCCCGGUGGUCCCCGGCCCCCUCUCCGGAUGCCCAACCAGCCCCCCGUGGGUGUUCCCGGCUCCCAGCCGCUGCUGCCCAACGCUAUGGACCCGGCUGCGCGCUCCCAGGGGCAUCCCGGAAUGGGGGGCCCGAUGCAGCGCAUGAACCCCCCCCGAGGCAUGGCCGGGAUGGGGCCACAGAGCUACGGCAGCGGGAUGCGCCCCCCCCCCAGCUCGUUGGCCGGCCCUGGAAUGCCCACCAUGAACAUGGGUCCUGGUGGCCGCGGGCCCUGGCCCAAUCCCAACGCCAACUCCAUCGCCUACUCCUCCUCAUCCCCUGGGAAUUACGUGGGCCCUCCUGGGGGUGGGGGCCCCCCCGGCACCCCCAUCCUGCCCAGCCCCGGAGACUCCACCAACUCCAGCGAGAACAUGUACACCAUGAUGAACCCCAUGGGACCCGCGGGGAACCGGCCCAACUUCCCCAUGGGGCCCGGAGCCGAGGGGCCCAUGGGCGGGAUGAGCGCGAUGGAGCCGCACCACAUGAACGGAUCCUUAGGCUCCGGGGACAUGGAUGGGCUGCCAAAGAGCUCCCCCAGUAAUUUGGGGGCCCUGAGCAACCCCCCCGGGACCCCUCGCGACGACGCCGAGCUGAGCAGCAAUUUCCUAAAUCCCUUCCAAAGCGACAGCUACUCGCCCAGCAUGACAAUGAGCGUGUGAGCCCCGCGCCGAGGCCGCCGACAGCCAGACGCCCUCUCUCACCCACCACCGAAAAAAAAAACAAAACAAAAAAAAAAAUACAAACAAAAAUCAAAAUAUUUCAUUAAUUUUAAAAUAA
Molecule: messenger RNA, 1343 nt
Organism: Poecile atricapillus (Black-capped chickadee)
Lineage: Eukaryota; Metazoa; Chordata; Aves; Passeriformes; Paridae
Gene: SSBP4
Product: single stranded DNA binding protein 4
Exons: 18
Coding region: 77-1225 (382 amino acids)
Biological process (GO): positive regulation of transcription by RNA polymerase II
Cellular component (GO): nucleus
Molecular function (GO): single-stranded DNA binding; protein binding
Source: RefSeq, a predicted model, not a curated record